This is a messenger RNA of Trifolium pratense (red clover), 906 nucleotides long. RefSeq names its product RING-H2 finger protein ATL29-like. The record is from RefSeq and is a predicted model, not a curated record. The transcript has a single exon. NCBI's taxonomy places the organism in Eukaryota, Viridiplantae, Streptophyta, Magnoliopsida, Fabales, Fabaceae. The coding region runs from base 1 to 906 and encodes 301 amino acids.
AUGUCUUCAUCGGAACCUAAAUACGAAAUCCCACCGGCCCCAACCUACAAGACCCCACCGGCACUAGUAGCAUUCACCCUCACCGUUCUCAUCCUAUGCUUUGUGGCUUUUAGCGUAGUUUAUCUUUGCAAGUAUUGUUUUGCUAGCGUUUUGCAUACUUGGGCCUUACAACGCACGGCCUCAGGAUCCCUCGUUCGUCUGUCACCUGAGAGGUCACCUCCUAGGGGACUCGAUCUUACCCUUCUAGAAAAAUUCCCAACUUUCCUCUAUGCCUCCGUAAAAGACCUUCGCAAGGAGAAGAGUUAUAGCUUAGAAUGUGCCAUUUGUUUGCUAGAGUUCGAAGACGAUAGCAUGCUUCGUCUCCUAACCAUUUGUUGCCAUGUUUUCCACCAAGAAUGUAUUGACCUAUGGCUUCAAUCUCACAAGACAUGCCCCGUUUGUCGAACCGACCUUGAUUCACCUCCCGACCAAAUGUCAAAACACGGCGGGGACAACACCACCACCACCAACAACAAUAAUGAACAAGAGGGUAUGUCAUCAUUACCGUGCGAUGAUGACAUACACAUUGAUAUUAGAGAAGAGGAAAGAGACAGUGUUGGUGAGAUCACUAGAGCUCAAAUACAUGAAGGUGAUCAAAAUGUGAGUACAAGCAUGAGACAACAAGAAGAACAAAGAUUUUCAAGGUGUCAUUCAACAGGACAUUCUAUAGUAAUGAUUAGAGGUGAAGAAAAAGAUGAUGAGAAAUAUACACUGAUAUUGCCUGAACAUGUUAUAAGAGGAGGACACAACUGCACAAAGAGUUGUACAAAUUACAGUGAGAUGACAUUGACAGUGCCUACACCUUGUAGUAAUUGUGGUUUUAUUAAACCACCCUCCUCUUCAAUUGCUCAAGCCCAAGAAGCUUGA